AUGGGGCGCGCGGUGCGCGGGCUGCAGUCGGCGCUCGCGGGGGAAGCCCGAGUUGCAGCCGGGAGUGGGUGGGAGGAAGCGAGGUUGGGGGGGAAGGGAAAGAGUGCGGGGGGCGGGGAGGGGCAGCGCCCAGGCGGUGCGCCGAGCGAGGCAAGGCGGCGGGUGUAAGGGAGAGCCAGCCGCCUCUGUUCCCCUCGCCUCGGUGCGGCUGUCCGCGGCGCUGCCUCCGCCCUCGCUGCGCGCCGCCGCCGGCGGGACUCCAGGGAGCCCCCGGCGCCCCCGACGGGGCCGAGGAGUCUGGACUUGGGGAUCCGGCGCUGAGGGAGGAGCCUGGUCGGAGCCGCGAAGCCCAAGGCUCCAGGGCGUGAAGGUGGGGGGGCUGAGGCCCCUGAGGGGGCCCCGCCGCGAUGGGCAACCUGGAGAGCGCCGAAGGGGGCCCGGGAGAGCCGCCCUCUGUCCCGCUGCUGCUGCCGCCCGGCAAGAUGCCGAUGCCUGAGCCCUGUGAGCUGGAGGAAAGGUUCGCCCUGGUGCUGAGCUCAAUGAAUCUGCCUCCAGACAAGGCCCGGCUCCUGCGGCAGUAUGACAAUGAGAAGAAGUGGGAUCUGAUCUGUGACCAGGAACGAUUCCAGGUGAAGAAUCCUCCCCACACUUACAUUCAGAAACUCCAGAGCUUCUUGGACCCCAGUGUAACUCGGAAGAAGUUCAGGAGGAGGGUUCAGGAGUCAACCAAAGUACUAAGGGAGCUGGAGAUCUCUCUUCGCACCAACCACAUUGGGUGGGUGCGGGAGUUUCUGAACGAUGAAAACAAAGGCCUGGAUGUGCUGGUGGAUUACCUGUCCUUUGCCCAGUGUUCUGUCAUGUAUAGCACUCUCCCUGGGCGCAGGGCCCUGAAGAACUCCCGCCUAGUGAGCCAGAAGGAUGACGUCCACGUCUGUAUCCUUUGUCUCAGAGCCAUCAUGAACUAUCAGUAUGGAUUCAACCUGGUCAUGUCCCACCCCCAUGCUGUCAAUGAGAUUGCACUUAGCCUCAAUAACAAGAAUCCAAGGACCAAAGCCCUUGUCUUAGAGCUUCUGGCAGCUGUGUGUUUGGUGCGAGGAGGUCACGAAAUCAUCCUUGCUGCCUUUGACAAUUUCAAAGAGGUAUGCAAGGAGCUGCACCGCUUUGAGAAGCUGAUGGAAUAUUUCCGGAAUGAGGACAGCAACAUCGACUUCAUGGUGGCUUGCAUGCAGUUCAUCAACAUCGUGGUGCACUCGGUAGAGGACAUGAACUUCCGGGUCCACCUGCAGUAUGAGUUUACCAAGCUGGGGCUAGAGGAGUUCCUGCAGAAGUCAAGGCACACAGAGAGCGAGAAGCUGCAGGUGCAGAUUCAGGCAUACCUGGACAACGUGUUUGAUGUCGGGGGUUUGUUGGAGGAUGCUGAGACCAAGAAUGUAGCUCUGGAGAAGGUGGAGGAGUUGGAGGAGCAUGUGUCCCAUCUCACAGAGAAGCUUCUGGACCUAGAGAAUGAGAACAUGAUGCGGGUGGCCGAGCUCGAGAAGCAGCUGCUGCAGCGGGAGAAGGAACUAGAGAGCAUCAAGGAGACAUACGAGAACACAAGCCACCAGGUGCACACCCUGCGGAGGCUCAUUAAAGAGAAGGAGGAGGCCUUCCAGCGUCGAUGCCAUUUGGAGCCAAGUGUCCGGGGCCUGGAGUCUAUGGGCAGUGAGGCCCUGGCCAGAGUAGGCCUUGCAGAGCUGAGUGAGGGCAUGCCACCCUCCGACCUAGACCUUCUGGCUCCAGCCCCACCCCCCGAGGAGGCCCUGCCUCUGCCUCCACCACCAGCUCCACCCUUGCCCCCUCCACCUCCCCCAUUACCAGACAAGUGUCCCCCAGCCCCACCUCUCCCUGGUGCUGCACCCUCUGUGGUGUUGACAGUGGGCCUGUCAGCCAUUCGAAUUAAGAAACCUAUCAAGACCAAGUUCCGGCUGCCUGUCUUCAACUGGACAGCACUGAAACCCAACCAGAUCAGUGGCACUGUCUUCAGCGAACUUGACGACGAGAAGAUCUUGGAGGACCUGGAUCUGGAUAAGUUUGAAGAAUUAUUCAAGACAAAAGCACAGGGCCCUGCCCUUGACCUCAUCUGCUCCAAGAACAAGACAGCGCAAAAAGCUGCCAGCAAGGUGACUCUGUUGGAAGCCAAUCGUGCCAAGAACCUGGCCAUCACCCUACGCAAGGCUGGCCGCUCAGCUGAGGAGAUCUGCAGGGCCAUUCACACGUUUGACUUGCAGACGCUACCUGUGGACUUCGUGGAGUGCCUGAUGCGCUUCCUGCCCACAGAGGCUGAGGUGAAGCUGCUGCGGCAAUACGAGCGUGAGCGGCAGCCCCUGGAGGAGUUGGCAGCUGAGGACCGCUUCAUGCUGCUCUUCAGCAAGGUGGAGCGGCUGACCCAGCGAAUGGCUGGCAUGGCCUUCCUGGGGAACUUCCAGGACAACUUGCAGAUGCUCACACCGCAACUCAAUGCCAUCAUUGCGGCGUCCGCUUCCGUCAAGUCUUCACAGAAACUGAAGCAGAUGUUGGAGAUCAUACUUGCACUGGGGAACUACAUGAACAGCAGCAAGCGAGGAGCUGUGUAUGGCUUCAAGCUCCAGAGCCUGGAUCUGCUGUUGGAUACCAAGUCCACUGACCGGAAGAUGACACUGCUUCAUUUCAUCGCCUUGACAGUGAAGGAGAAAUACCCAGACCUGGCUAACUUCUGGCAUGAGCUGCACUUUGUUGAGAAGGCUGCAGCAGUGUCCCUGGAGAACGUGCUGCUGGACGUGAAGGAGCUGGGUCGGGGCAUGGAGCUGAUUCGGCGGGAGUGCAGCAUCCACGACAACAGCGUCCUCCGGAACUUCCUCAGUACCAAUGAAGGCAAACUAGACAAGCUCCAGCGGGAUGCCAAGACAGCUGAGGAGGCCUACAAUGCAGUUGUGCGCUACUUUGGCGAGAGUCCCAAGACCACACCUCCUUCUGUAUUCUUCCCAGUAUUUGUCCGAUUCAUUCGUUCUUACAAGGAAGCAGAGCAAGAGAAUGAAGCCCGCAAGAAGCAGGAGGAGGUAAUGCGGGAGAAGCAGCUGGCUCAGGAAGCCAAGAAACUGGAUGCCAAGACUCCAUCCCAGAGGAACAAGUGGCAACAGCAGGAGUUAAUAGCAGAGUUGAGGCGGCGCCAGGCCAAGGAACACAGGCCUGUUUAUGAGGGAAAGGAUGGUACCAUCGAGGACAUCAUCACAGGCCUCCACUGCCAGCCUAUUGUUGUUCACCACCAAGCCAGGAGUGCUGCGCUGCCCAGUGGCCCCCCUCGGGCUCCAGGUCCCCAUUGAGACCCUCUUGGAGGCAGAAGCACUUCAGCAUUCAGAGUCCUACAAGUCCAACCAGUGGACCUGGAAUUGGCCAAGGGCCCAGGAGAGGACUAUGCUGCUCUCAACCCUGUCCGCCCCAGCCCCUGAGGCUGGAUCUUUCUACUUGUGCCACUAUGGGCACUAGGUCUGUAGGUCUCUGGUGACUCCAGUACUGCACUUUGCUCCCAAGAUCUUUGACUUCAUUUCCUGAAGGGUCACCAAGGGUCAGCCCAGGGCUGAGAAAAAACAUUUCCAGCUUUAGCCUAUACAGGGCACGUAGAUCUCUCUCCCGCUAGAGCCCAGAGUGCUGACAGGAAAGGGCAACUGUCUUUUUUUUCCUUUCUAUUUUGCAGGCCCAUGGGCGGCUCUGGUCUAGAUGUAUCUAGGCUUACGGAGCCCUGGGACUCUGUCAGUCUGAGUUCAUCUCUUACCAGAAGCAAGGCCCUCUGCCAGCUGUGCCCUAGUGAUAAGAGUAAGAGAAGAGAUGUCAGGCUCACUGCCCUUAUUUUUCUGCCCAUUUCAUUCUAAGCUCACACUGUUCCUUGUCAAGGUGGGCAGAAGAACAGAGGUUUUCUUUGCACCAAUCCCUUUCUGCAGAUGGCUGGAGAAGGGGUGUGCCAACCCUUUACAUUCUUUCUUCAGCUGCAUUUUGUUUUGUUUUGUUUUGGCAGGGGACAGGGAGCAUGGUGGUCUUAGCUGACUGUUUGCUCCGCUUCCUGUUUGUCCUCUGCCCCAAGAAGGGAAUGUGGGGGCCCACUUAUUUUGUACAUGUUCCACCUCCCUUUCCUCUUGUACAUAAACCCGACUUUCCCUCCCUC
Messenger RNA from Saimiri boliviensis boliviensis (Bolivian squirrel monkey), 4174 nucleotides. RefSeq names its product formin like 3 (gene FMNL3). Gene Ontology annotation, biological process: cell migration; cortical actin cytoskeleton organization; regulation of cell shape. Gene Ontology annotation, molecular function: small GTPase binding; actin filament binding. Gene Ontology annotation, cellular component: cytosol. Lineage: Eukaryota; Metazoa; Chordata; Mammalia; Primates; Cebidae. The record is from RefSeq and is a predicted model, not a curated record.